UCCAUUUUUGAGAGCAAAUUUUUCGCUUAUUCUCUAAUUACCGGAUCCGGUCCGGGUUGUACGGGAAAGAACCUAUUUUGGACAAUUUUCAAUACGAGAUCACUCCUAUUUAUUUUCAUAUCCUGUUUCCUGGAUCAACAGCUAUUUCCUUAAGCCACCAUCAUUUAUGUCACCACUCGAUUCUCAAUUAUGCGAUUGAAUGAAAACACAAAAAUUGUGGGCAAAAAGGUCAUAUUAGUUCCAUACUGUGAAGAACAUGUGCAAAAAUAUCAUGAAUGGAUGAAAUCACCAGAACUGCAGGAAUUGACAGCUUCCGAACCUCUCACGCUUGAAGAAGAAUAUGCGAUGCAACGCUGCUGGCGCGAAGAUGAGGACAAAUGUACAUUUCUUGUAUUAUGUCGAUCGGCUUAUGAACAAACCGGCAACGAGAUAGAUGCUUUGGUUGGUGAUACAAACCUUUUCUUGAGAGUAAACGAUGAAGGUGAAGACAAGGAUGGGAAACGUUCACAAGUGGCUGAAGCUGAAAUUAUGAUAGCUGAACUAGAAGUUCGUGGAAAGGGCUACGGAUGGGAAGCAAUGCUAUUGCUGAUAAAAUAUGCACAACAAAAUUUACAAAUAAAAAAAUUUGAAGCGAAAAUUGGUGUAAAAAAUGAAAAAUCUUUGCGCAUGUUUAAUAAAAUGCAAUUUAUGGAAAUUGCACGAUCAUCGGUAUUUAAUGAAGUCACCUUGGAGCGAAUAGUUGAUGGGGAAUGGAUUAAAUGGUUGGACGCACAAGUGACGCUCCAUUGUGAGAAGUAUAGAUAAACUAAAAAUAUGCAUUUGGCGCACUGUAAUAGGAUGUAAGUUUAAAAGAUACCCUGUGCUCUGAAGUGCAUCAAGCCAAAGCAUCGGUCUGUUUUAUUCCUAACCUAUAAAAGUCCGAUAUGCGCAACCAUGGUUAAAUGCCGAAUUGGAUCUUAGUUCCGCAAAUAAGGCUUUUAAAAGAGAUUGAUGCUUUGGCUUGAUGCAUUUCUGAGCACAGCUAUUGAUAUAGAAAAUGUAAGAUCUUUAAUUAAAUGUGUACUACUAAAUGAUCCAUGUAUUUUGAAUGGGUUUCCGACAUCCCUUAAUUCCCUGUCGGAAAAAUCAACCAAUUCUGAUAAAUGAAUAUAAAAUUUGGGAUUUACUGCAAUAAACUU
Messenger RNA from Rhagoletis zephyria (snowberry fruit fly), 1178 nucleotides. It is a transcript of the gene Mnat9, whose product is annotated as microtubule-associated Nat9. Gene Ontology annotation, molecular function: N-acetyltransferase activity. The record is from RefSeq and is a predicted model, not a curated record. NCBI's taxonomy places the organism in Eukaryota, Metazoa, Arthropoda, Insecta, Diptera, Tephritidae.